Thunnus maccoyii (southern bluefin tuna) is the source of this 2637-nucleotide messenger RNA. RefSeq names its product insulin receptor substrate 1-like. The record is from RefSeq and is a predicted model, not a curated record. Gene Ontology annotation, biological process: insulin receptor signaling pathway. The transcript is spliced from 6 exons. Gene Ontology annotation, molecular function: insulin receptor binding; phosphatidylinositol 3-kinase binding. Gene Ontology annotation, cellular component: plasma membrane; cytosol. Bases 200 to 2254 code for a protein of 684 amino acids. Lineage: Eukaryota; Metazoa; Chordata; Actinopteri; Scombriformes; Scombridae.
GAGGAGCUCCUGAAGGCCUCAUUGAUUGGCACACCUGAGCAGAGCAGACACGAUCGAUACUUGUAACAAGAAGUGACGAAAAUGAUUUUGAAAAGUGUUGUUUGACUUCUGAAGGCAACCUGAAAUGAAAAGCAGGUGACUCUUUGUAUAUUUUCAGCCGUAAUGUUUAUACCUGUCAGAUUCAGGUUUUCAGCUUGAAAUGAAUGAGAUGGCUGAGGAACGGGACAGGUGUGACAACCAAAGUAGGUCUCUACCUGGUUCCAGCUCCCCUCUGUCGUCUCCCUGCCGUAGCUCCACCCAAACGUGGCUGCCAGUCGCAUCACCUCCGCGGCUUUCCUGGAGUGAUCGUGAGACGGAGCAGGAUGAAGACUCAGGGGACCGUCGUGCUGGGAUGCAGGCGAGUGAACUUCCUUUGUCUGGUCUCUAUGAGGAGCUCUUCUGUACCAGCCAGACUUCCAUCCCUCUGGUGCCUCUGGCCGGUGCCCUCAUGACCUCCUCCAGGCCGCAGAGCGACGUGGUGAAACAAGGUUACCUGGGGAAGCUGGAGCGAAACCACAGAAGAUAUUUUGUCCUGAGGGCAGGAAGUCACACCGGGCCGAGCCGACUCGAGUGGUACAAGAGCCAUGAGAAGUUCACAGCAAUGGAGAAGUCUGCUAAUAAAGCUGCGCUGUUUGGGUCCAGCAAGCAAGGGGUGAUUUACCUGAGGUGUUGUCUUGGUGUGAGCCGCAUUGGCAGUUCCAGAAAAGGCUACACGGUGGCGUUGUAUGCCAAGGAUCAGACAAUGGUGUUGGUCGUGGAGGACCAUCGGGAGCAAGAAGAGUGGUGCAUGUCCAUUAAGAAACUGAUGGAGGAAGAGCAGAAGGAUGAAGAUCAUGGAGAAGGGUUUGAUGAAGAGGAUGAUGGGUAUUGUACUCUGCCUCCUGCUGCCUUUUUCAAAGAGGUUUGGCCCGUCACAGUGAAGCCCAGAGGUCUGGGCCGCUCCAAGUCCCUGACGGGGGAGAGCCGGCUCUGCCUCACAGCUUCAGCUCUCAUCUUGAUCAGAGUGGGCGCGUGCAAUGAUUUGCCGUCUGUAUCGAUACCUUUGCUGAGUGUUCGGCGCUUUGGCCACUUGGAUGGCUCAUUCUUCUUGGAGCUUGGCAGGUCAGCACCGAACGGGCCUGGAGAGAUCUGGAUGGAAGCAAGAGACCAAGGAAACCCCGCACUGGCCCAGCACAUUCAUGAGGUGGUUCGGGAGACAGUAAGGGCUCUGCGAGCUCUUCCAGAUUUCAGCAGGUCACCAACCUCCAACCACACCAACCACAAUCAGCUUCAAACCCUUAUGGCCUCAAAACGCUGCAGACCCAAAUACAGAGACAAGCUGGUGAAUGUGAGACCUCUCAGUUUUUCCCUGGUCCUGCCCCCCAGGAACUCUGAAAUCCAGACUGGUACAACUCAAUGUAACCUAGAGCCCGGAAAACCAGAUAAACCUGAGCCUGAAUCUACUCUCAGCUUCACCUUGGAUCUCAGCCCCCAGAGCUCCAGGCCUGAGACUGGCAGCUACAUGGAAAUGAGGAUGGAUCAUCACCUCCCAGUCAACAAAGAGAGGGAAAACGACUGCAGCCAGACUGCCAUGGUGACAGGGGACCACUGCGGUGUUACACCCUGUAGGAUGGAGGGCUGGGAGCCAGGUGAACAGGAGGGGCCGGGGUACAUGAUGAUGUCACCACAGACCCGCCACAGUUCGUCUGUGCUGCCUCAGGAUGACUAUGUGACCAUGGCGAGCCCACAUAAACUAGGCUGGCCAGCCUACUCUUCCUCCUCCUCUUUGCUUCAUACAUCGUUCAACAGCUCCGCCUCUGACAGCUACUCUCCUCUGCACCCGUCACAUCAUCAGACCAAUGAGCACAGUCAGUCUCACUGGCUGGUGACUUCAGUCCAACAGUCACAAACAGAGGCUAGCCAAUCACAGAGGAGCAUCAGCUGCUCCGCUCGGCCACAGGAUGAUGCAAGGCAGGAGCAGAAAUUAUCCCAGUACAGACGACUCCCAUCACAGAGCAGGGUCACUUCUUCUCCUGUGGGGAGUGUUGAAGGGUCUGGACUGAUGACUCCGUUCUUCACAGAUGGACAAAGCUAUUCUAGACCAGUCCAGGCUAGUCCAAACUCUGGUUCAAGCCGGUCUAGAAGAAUGCAGGCUGCACCAGAACAGUCUUCUGUCAGAAGAUACCGACUGUCGUUGUGUCUGCCUUCAUGCCUGCAAGCUGAAGACAGAUCCUGAAUGUGUGUAAUAAUUAAAUGUCUCCCCAAUAAUCCGAACUGGAGCUACUAAUUUAUUCUGGUGCAGCAGGUGACUGAGGUCACUGGCCACAAAAAGUAAAACUUACUGUACUGAGCUGAUAUAAAAUAUUGUAUUUAAUGUGUCAGUGAGACUUUAAGGUCUCAAAAUUGCAUAUUAUAUGUUUGAGAAGAAUGAAGUAGUCUCUGUAGACAAAUUAAGUCUCCUAUAUGUGUCUGUAAAUGCACUCGGUCAGACUUUUUGUCUGGUUUUUCUUUUGUUGCAGUUUGUUUCAUAAAACCUGGACUUUGGGCCUAAACCACACAGCACCUGAAGAUGUUGCACUGUUAUAUGAAAUAAUUAAACAAUAAAGUCACGAGAAUGCA